ACAGUGGAAGGAGCCAAGCUCGGCGUGAGAGAGGCGGCCAGGAUCGUAGCUGAUGUGUGCUCUAGUCCAUUGGCAAGGGAGGAAGUGAGAGUUUUUGGGGAGGAUUAUGUGAAGGGGUUGGCUGAUAUGGAAGAUGCUAGUAGUGAUGAGCAGCUACAGAUGCCGAUGGAUCUCAUGUUACUGGGUCAUACGCCAGUGGCCCCUGAGGACGCGACUGGCCUGGCCAAGGAGACCGUGAAGGAAGUGAACCCGAUGGAAGUGAUGGAGGGGGCACGUCGAGUUUUCGGUGGUCUGUUGGACGAGAGGCUCAGGGUUUAUGCAACUGGCAAGGGCUGGACGAAAGCCGCCAUUCUAGAGGCCCUACGUCAGGGUUCUAUGGAGAAGGGACCAAGGCCUCAGCCUCUGGCCUUGCACUGUCAUCGCCUAUUGGAGGAUGAUGAGAGCUCAGCACCACGUGUACUCGAUAUAGGCAAACACGACGGAGUCUACAGUACCCGCUUAGACACUGGAGUGAAAGUACGAGUGGUGCAGUCGGCGGGGGAGCCUGGGAGCUAUCGUGUACGUAUACGGUGGCCAGGAGGAGCAUUGAGAGCUCGAAGUGCGGCUCAUGCAACCGUCGCCAGCCAUGUUCUUGCUUCUCAGUGGCAGACAGCUGAUGGCAGUGUUGAUGCUUUCAUGAAGGAGCACUCACUUAGCGAACCGGUGAUGGGUCAGUCACUAGAGUGGACCGAAAUCAGUGUAUCGGGGGCUAAAGAUGUUCAGGCUGCCUUGGAAUUCCUCAAGUAUGUGCUGGGAAGGCAAGUUAAGGCGGGUGCUAAGGGGUCGGUCCAUAUCGCCAAGGCUCUGGCGAGCCUGGAGGCCCUACAGUCCGGUAGGGACCUGUCUCUUGAACGAGAGGGGCUCGAUAGGCUGGUGAGCAGAAUGUACCCUGGCACGGAUGUGCUCAGAGAGCCACAGAGCUUGGGCCAGGUCCAAGAGGUUACCAAGGAGCUAUCUUGGGGUGACGACUCACAGCUGGAGAUUGAUAUGGUCGGCGACUUCGACAGCCCUCAGGAGGCCUUCUCGGCAGCUGAUCGAUUCUUUGGAUCAUCGAAGAUGGUGGAAGGGCAGGCGGAUGAUGAGACUGUUGCAACGCUGCCUAAUGCGGCUGAUUCAAAGACUGAUGCUCCGCAGAGGGUGAGCUUACCGAAAGUCGCUGACGAUCGAGCCUUGGUACUCCUAGGGGGAGGUAUGAAGGAGCGCCCAAGGUGGCAGGUAGCCCUACUGGCAGAGGAUAUCCUCAAUGCAGCACUCUUCAAGAGGCUGAGGGAGGAGACUCGACUUACAUACGAUGCUCGGGGGUCGUUCUUGGUACCAGAUCGCCCUUCUACUGGUGCGGGCCAUUGGACGGUGGCGGUCCAUACUGAUCCAACUGAUGCCGCCCAAUGUGUGACAGAGGCCCUACGGGUGAUUCGAGGGAUGAAAAAGGUUGAUGAGUCGUCCUUGGCCAGAGCUAAGGCCAGUGUGAUGGGGCAACUUUCGCAGCUGCAAACCGCCAAUGCCUUCAUCUUGGCGAUGUUGGACAAGCCUGGAGGGCUGCACGGGAUAGAGCAGGUUACAUCAGAGGAAGUAGAGGCAGUGCUCAAAGCUAUGUGUGUUGGGCCUACGUCCACACACGUUGUCGUGGCCGAAGGCGAGAAUGAUAAAGUUUCUACGUGGUUGGUUUGCUUCGUCACUAUAGCGCCAGCAAAGAAGAAAGGAUCGGAGGCGAUUGUGAAGCCCAAGGCGAAAGCUAAGGGUAAGGCCAAAGCCAAAGCUGCUGCUACUGUUGCGGCAAUUGAAGUGGUGAGAUCCAGAAGAGGCGGAUGGACUACCGUAGUAGUUAACGAGAACGGCUUGGCCAAACCGAGGAAGGGGACCUUUGCAGUCAAGGUUCAUGGAGGCAAAGAGGUCCUAUCCCUAGUGGGUAUGCCUCGUCCGUUCAAAAGUCUUCGUGAACUGGAUAUGGAUGAGGCUGCUACUCAAGUGGUGGAGGCAUUGAAGUGA
Perkinsus marinus ATCC 50983 is the source of this 2025-nucleotide messenger RNA. RefSeq lists its product as hypothetical. Lineage: Eukaryota; Perkinsozoa; Perkinsida; Perkinsidae. The transcript has 5 exons. The record is from RefSeq and is a predicted model, not a curated record. Gene Ontology annotation, molecular function: metal ion binding. Bases 127 to 2025 code for a protein of 632 amino acids.